CACAUUGUCAGGGCAUUAGCCAAUAACUACAGAAAGAAAACAAUGAGUGAACCAACAAGCCAGACAGCAACACUACGUUAUGACAAUGAAGAAGACAUUGUACCUGGACAAAAUCAGAUCAUAGAUUUAAGUCACACAUUUGGUCAAAAUGAAUGCCAAGAGAGUGAAGGCAAAGCAGAGGAUCAUCUCCGUGAGUUGUAUAAAAACUGUACAAAGAAUCCAGGUCAUCCUCAAUUUAUUCGUAUUAAGGAGUUAAAGAUGGAACAUCUCCCAGAAGCUCAUCGAAACUCUGAUUUGUUUGCAUUAAUUAAAGCAGUCGCAGACCUCACGGUUCGAAUAAGUGUGGACAUGGUCAGUCCAAACAGACCCAAGUAUUGGCCAAACACCACAGUCCACUAUCCGUUCUACGGCCAAGGAGGAACUACAAAACGAAGAACAGGAACUGGAGAGAUUCACGUCUGGAUGUACGAUGAGGGGUGUGGCUACAACUGUACUGGUCAGAGAUAUAAUCCAGUGACAGGGGGCUCAUUUGAUGUCAACUACACCACUUGUCCGUGUGAAACCUGUCAACAUUCCGACACCCCUAGCAGUGUGUGGUGGAUGGUUCACAUCCACACAGCGGCUCAUGUUGUUUACGAUGAGAUUGAGGCCUCCUACACGUCAUGUAGAUUCUUUUUCGACGAUGAAGAUAGGGGCGGGGAGAAGUUUAUUAUCGACAAGGUCAGCGUCUUCAAAGUACAUUUUGAGAGGGACAGGUGUGUCUUGAAGUUUGUCACGUGUGACGAGAGGCUGGGGGAAAGACUGUACCAGAUUGCUGGAGAGAAGACCGUCUUGGAGACCAAGGUGUACAAGAAAUAUAAGACAGUGAGCAGCGACAAAUUGACCUUCAUUGUGUCUCAUCCUCACGGAUGUUCGAAACAGGUCAGUGUUGGCAAGUGGGUGAAGCAUUACGUUCAAAAGAUGAAUGAAUAUGAUAGAGAAAUUGAUUUGACCAAGUUUAGUUAUACAACCUGUACAUGCCCAGGGAGUAGUGGGGCCUCUAUUUACUGUGUGGGCCUGGCUACGACUCACGUUCACAAUGGAGGGAUGGAGAAUGGACUUAAUUACAGUAGUGUUGACUUGUUCCACAGAGUGUAGUGUCCACUUGUUCAACAGAGAUUAGUGUCCCCUGUCACAUCGGAUGAGAGUAGUGUCCCCUGUCACAUUGGAUGUAGCAUUGGAGAAGUAUCCAUCGUGGGCUAUCACUGAACAUGACGAGAUGAAAUGUAUAUAUAGUUUUGAUAAUUUUUUUAACCUCUUUAUCUUUCCCUGUAUUUUUAUAAUCAUAUAAACACACAAAAUAUUUUUAAAAAUUAGCUCUAGAUUUAGGUUAUGUUAUAUGUAGUUUCAUCAGUGGAAGAAACUGUUUAAAAGUCUUUGAAGAACUUAUUAAAUUUCGUUAUAGGAGAUUUUCAAUAUAUGGCAAAAAACAAAACUGUAAGCGGGAAGCCUUUUGGUGUAUACAGAGUACAAAAUAAACGAAGUCUUGAGAACUAUGUUUUCUUAUUCAAUCUAUGUGGUGUCUAGAUGAUGCUUUAUACCAGUGGGUCUUCAACGUGACCGCUACUAGGGGGGGGGGGGGCGAGGGGCAUACAAGGAGCACGUAGAGAGUCAAGAAGAAACUCGAGGUGCACUCCAAUAAAACAAAUAACAAAUGAUUUCAUAAUUAACGCUGGCAAAAAAAAUAUAUAGACAAAUUAGAGUUAGCUUGCUUCUAAUUUAAGAACAGAAACAAAGUUAUAAAUUGAGUUCGGAAAUCCCUUUUUUUCUGUUUAAAUUUUUACUCUGUUGCCGUAAUCGGAGUGUAUCUAUUGUCUUAAGUUCUUGCGCGCGUCAACAUGUAUGAUUUGAUUAACAAACUAGGUAAUACGCUUUUUUAGAUUAUAGAUUAUUUUAUCUACUUUUGUUAAUAUAUUAAUAUGUUAAUGCUAAUUUUUAAAAAAAUAGAAUGCUAAAGCUUACCUUUAAAUACAAUAAUUUAACUUUAAAAAAAAAUUAAAACAUUGACAAAAGUCGGUCGUGAGAAAAACUCUCUAGUAAUGUAUAUAUCGGUCUUUCCCAACGUUUUAUUGAAUUGCCACCAGAUUAAAAGUAUUCGAAUGUUCUACUUUAGAUGACAACAUUCUCAAAUGAGCGUAUAAAACUAAGUCUGUUUCAAGAACAUGUAGCAAUAUCCGAAAAGUAAUUGAAGAAUAUUCAUAAACAAUUAAAAAAACUUUCUAUUAUUCAAACAAUAUUUCUAAAAAGGCAAAACAGAAUGUUUUAGUGGCCUCUUAACAAUCGAGUCUGUGACAAGUCAAAAACUCGCUGUCAGAGUCACUCAAAUUUAUCACAGCAUUAAUUAUUAUUUUUCACUAUUUAUUUAUUUUAUUUUAAUUAUUUGUCCAUCCUACCCCUAAAUCAUUCACCCGCCACACCUUUUCCGCUCCAGGCUAGACUUAGUUGACCACCUUGGAGAUAGCUAAGGCGCGUCCUUUCAUUUAUCUGCCCUUGAUCGGGGAAAGGUAGACACACAAUCUCUUUUGUCUUCCCGCCGGAUGUCUGAAGGACGGUCGCAGUGGACACCACCUUGUGUGGGAUGCAAGUCGCUCCCCCCCCCCUUUCCCACUUCUCUCUUUGAUCUAGGAGACCACAAAGGACAAACACGCCCAUUGACCUUCCAAAUGUGCGACUCCCAUCUCAAGUCUAAUUCACCCACUUGUAAGAUAAUUCUUAGCCUAGGACAUUUCCUGUUCCCGCCCACAUUUUCCAGGCAUAUAUAAAGUAGAUCCAAAUCAAAUCAGACCAUCUUAUUUCUCAUUGUCGUUGAGCUAUUGAGUCUGGACUACUUCAUACAUUCUUUCUCCUAGAGGAAUACCUGGUGGUAAGCCGAACUUAAUCACAAGUUCCAUCUUAAUUACUCUGUGUAUAUUUCCAUUGGAUUUUAUCAUGUGUAUUUUGCCUAGUUCAUUUAUAUUUAAUUAGUGCAUUGUGUAUUUCUCACUGGCGUAAGUAGAAAAUAUAAACAUGUCCUAUGUAUUUAUUUAUGUAUUGCAUUAAUCUAUUAAUGCUACGUUGCUCAAUUGAUCGUUGAUGCAGCCAUGUAUAUAUUUGUACAUCUUAGUCUAUUUCCUUUAUCUUGGCUGACAACCGUGAUAAUUUUACUAGCGCACUAAUACUGCGUCUAGAAAAGAGAUACGAGUUAUCUCCCAUGUAGUGAAGUGUCUCCCCUGUACUCAUUUUACUCUAAGGAGAGUUGCGCCGCUUGAAGGGACACCCUCUCCAUUCAAGCACGCUUCAUUGUUCUCGACCCACGGUCAUAUGUAAACAAACCAUCUAGGUCGCUGACCACCGCCCAUUCCCCCCCCUUCUUUCUCUAUCCACCUGUGUUGUUUAUUUGAGAUUAUUAUUUCCCCUUCUAUGUACAUUUUUAUAUUAUUAUUUCCCCUUUUAUGUACAUUUCUAUAUUGCUACUAUCUGCCAUCUAUUUUCCCAAAUCCCAUUUGUCAUCAUCUCCUCAUUGUGCUCUAAAGCAAUUUCACCAAUCUGACGAAUGCACCUCAGUCGAGGGCAUCGAUAAGAUGCAUGAGAGACAUGUCCUAACUUGUCUUUAUUUAUCCGCAGCCUCCCUCAGGUGUCUGCCUAUUUAUUUGCUAUUUGCUGUUCAGUGUCUACUCGACGCCACUCAACUACUGCCUAUGUGCUUAGUGCUAUUCAGCGCUGCACUUGCCUACUGAGAUCUACUCAACUCUACUACUUUGCGCUAUCGGCAUUGCCCGCCUAUUCGACAGCCCACCUGUCAAGCUAUUAGGUGCGACGUCCCUAUAGAUUCUGAUCUGUGUGAGACGUCAUAGCUACGCCAACCCUCUGCAACUCACUGGACAUAUCCUGUCAACUACGCUGCCCACGGCAGAUCCGCUCUGCCCGCAGUAACCUUGUGCCCACGGUAGCCGGCCACCCGCCCUACUGUGCCCACUACAGAUAUUAGAUUUUGGGGAUUGAGACUCCACAAGAACUAUAACACCGGCGUCCCUCUAUCCGCUAGAGCGCCAAAUCCAGCUGCAGAACCUCAAGCCAGGACACAGCCAGCUGCGACAUCAACAGGAAUACCAGCUAAGUCAGAGGACAAAGUGACAUACUCUCUUAUUAGGUGCAAGAGUGAUGAUUAAACAUAUUAUUCACUAGAGAUAGAUGCAAACCCUCCCCCUUUUUAUUCUUAUAUGUAUAUUUAUGUAAAUAAAUAUUCUUCAUUUUUAACUUUUGUAUCUAUCUUUCAUUGCUUGUCUAGUUGCGUGUCUGCUCCCGAUACAUAUGCUGAUAGGUUGGGGUGUGAUAGCUUUAAAAAUAAUCAUCCCCUAGACAUAAAACGCGCCAAACACACGUCACAUUUCCCCACCUGUCACAGAGUCAAAAAAACAAAACCAAAAAAAAAACAAAUUAAGUCUUAUAAUGUUGUUUGAAAUGUAUUUAAAUUAAAAUUCCAAUAGUUCAAAACUUAUCAGUGACACAAAAAGACUUAAUCUUUUUGGUUAGUGAUGAACUAUUAUUUCAACACUAUACAAUAUAGUAGUUUAUUGCGACACAUGGAACACUAUCAGUGGUUGGACGCUACAAAGGCUUCAUAAGUAAUAUAGAUCAAGAUAAUCCAAAUCUAUCCAUUAUUCACUUUGUGAGUUGUAAUACACAGGCAACAGCUUGUUAAAAUUUAAGCCUACAAUUUCAUUCCUAUUAGAAUCUAAUUAUAAAAAAUUAUAAAUUAAAUACAAACCCGUGCCUAUAAUAACAACAGUUGUGAGGAACAAAUGAUAUGCCACAUGUUAAACUCUUAGUGUACUCUGUGCUACACUGCUAUCAAAAAGAUAUCAUCCCGUGUGCUGUGUCCUCAAAGAUGUCCAAUAAAAUCCAGAAGCUUCUUGUUUCUGCUGCUUUGGUGGUAGCAGUAGUUUGCGUCGUGUCAGAAAGGUAUUUUGAUGUUGUACAAAAACUAGCCGAAGAACUUUAUGAGAAUGCACCCAAACAUUGACAAUGCUGUUUACGUCAAAAGAAACCAGUCCAAGUUUGAAAAAACAAAACUGUCCUGACAUCUGAAUUAUAUAUUAUAUUGGAUCUUUGUCAAUGAAACAAUAAAAUGUCACUACAGCGA
This is a messenger RNA of Biomphalaria glabrata, 5161 nucleotides long. RefSeq lists its product as uncharacterized. NCBI's taxonomy places the organism in Eukaryota, Metazoa, Mollusca, Gastropoda, Planorbidae. The record is from RefSeq and is a predicted model, not a curated record. The transcript is spliced from 6 exons. Bases 43 to 1137 code for a protein of 364 amino acids.